UCGGCUCCUCAGAGGGGACGUCGUCGUGUUUCUGUUUCCUGCAGCGCGCGGCUUCAUUUGGUGCUGAUGCUGCGCAGAGAAAAAAACACACUCCAGAGUCUGAAGACCAAUCAGAGCGCGGAUCAGACUUCAGCAUCCCGUCGUUCUCUCUCUCUCUUCCUCCUCUCUGGCUCUUCUCUUCCUCCAACACAGUUCCCGGACUCUCCGCAUUCCUUCUCCUGCCGCCGCUGACAGGACGAUGGUACCGCGCACCGAGCGUACCGUACGCACACCCAGAGCGGCACUGAUCAACUCGCUGCGGGACUUUUAAACUUAUUAUUAUGCCCUGUUACGCAAGGUUUGUGCUCCUGAUCCUGUGCCUGGUCCUGAUCGGGGAGUGCAGGAAACCCAGAAGUAGGAAAAAGCGCUGGUCUGCGCCGGCGGAGACGCACAAACCCGGGACCCCUCUGUCCAAGAAGGUAUCAGAUGGAACUAAAACCAAAAAGCUGAAGACCAGUCACCUCCUGCGCAUCGACGAGCACGACUUCACCAUGAGGCCGGCCUUCGCAGGUCCAGCUGUUCCUGUGGGAGUGGACGUGCAGGUGGAGAGUUUGGACAGCAUAUCAGAGGUGGACAUGGACUUCACCAUGACCCUGUAUCUGAGGCACUACUGGAAGGACGAGCGCCUCGCCUUCCCCAGCACCACCAACAAGAGCAUGACGUUUGACGGACGCCUGGUGAAGAAGAUCUGGGUGCCCGACGUCUUCUUCGUCCACUCCAAGAGGUCGUUCAUCCACGACACCACGACCGACAACAUCAUGCUGCGGGUGUUUCCUGAUGGUCACGUCCUGUACAGCCUGAGGGUUACAGUCACCGCCGCGUGCAACAUGGAUUUCAGUCGAUUCCCGUUGGACUCGCAGACGUGCACGCUGGAGCUGGAGAGCUAUGCUUACACCGAUGAAGACCUGAUGCUUUACUGGAAGAGCGGCGAUGAGUCUCUGAGCACGGACGACAGGAUUUCUCUGUCUCAGUUUCUCAUCCAGAAGUUUCACACCACCUCCAGACUGGCUUUCUACAGCAGCACAGGCUGGUACAACCGUCUGUACAUCAACUUCACCCUGCGGCGUCACAUCUUCUUCUUCCUGCUGCAGACCUACUUCCCCGCCACGCUGAUGGUCAUGUUGUCCUGGGUGUCCUUCUGGAUCGACCGCAGGGCCGUCCCUGCCAGAGUCUCAUUAGGUAUAACCACGGUGCUCACCAUGUCCACCAUCAUCACUGGAGUGAACGCCUCCAUGCCCAGAGUCUCCUACAUCAAAGCUGUGGACAUUUACCUGUGGGUCAGUUUCGUCUUUGUCUUCCUGUCUGUGCUUGAAUACGCUGCCGUCAACUACCUGACAACCAUGAGAGACGGAAAAGACCGCAGGCUCAGAGAAAAAGCCAGGGAGCAGUCGCAGACACUCCCCUGCACCUGCGGCAUGUCCCACGCCAGGACCAUGAUGCUGGACGGGACGUACAGCGAGGCGGACGCAAACAGCCUGGCCGGGUACACGAGGGCCUCCAUGGCAGCAGAGGAUGCUUCAGAAAAACAGGAGCGCAUGGUGGUGCAUCUCUCCCUGGACAAUGAGCCCACAGGGAACAAGCAGAAGAAGGGGAUCCGCGGCUUCAGGAUCAUCCAGAACACCCAUGCUAUCGACACUUACUCUCGCAUGAUCUUCCCUGGAUCCUACAUCCUGUUUAACCUGAUCUACUGGUGUGUGUACUGCUGAGCCUGUGCGGUUCAGCCUCAACUGGAAUAUCAGAGAUGCCUGGCUGAAUAUCUCAAACUGACUCAGAGGUCAGCGCUGGACUGGGCCACAUAUGCAGCUUCCUUUUCCUUUACAGUCACAAGCUCGGAUCCCCCACAGUCAUAUUAAACGACCUCUUGGGGCUGGUUGCACAAGUUGUAGGGCUCUAUCGUUUGCCAGCACAAAUGAACUUGCGCUACAGUGAGCGCUCAGGGGUGUGUUGCUUCUAU
Messenger RNA from Labrus mixtus (cuckoo wrasse), 1993 nucleotides. Its product is annotated as gamma-aminobutyric acid receptor subunit rho-2-like. Gene Ontology annotation, cellular component: neuron projection; GABA-A receptor complex; membrane. Gene Ontology annotation, molecular function: GABA-A receptor activity; neurotransmitter receptor activity; extracellular ligand-gated monoatomic ion channel activity. The record is from RefSeq and is a predicted model, not a curated record. The transcript is spliced from 9 exons. Lineage: Eukaryota; Metazoa; Chordata; Actinopteri; Labriformes; Labridae. Gene Ontology annotation, biological process: signal transduction; monoatomic ion transmembrane transport; nervous system process. The coding region runs from base 321 to 1745 and encodes 474 amino acids.